Molecule: messenger RNA, 2118 nt
Organism: Cavenderia fasciculata
Lineage: Eukaryota; Evosea; Eumycetozoa; Acytosteliales; Cavenderiaceae
Product: vacuolar sorting protein 9 domain-containing protein
Exons: 2
Coding region: 1-2118 (705 amino acids)
Biological process (GO): vesicle-mediated transport
Cellular component (GO): cytosol; endocytic vesicle
Molecular function (GO): small GTPase binding; guanyl-nucleotide exchange factor activity
Source: RefSeq, a predicted model, not a curated record
AUGAUAGAUAAUAAUAAUAAUACUAAUAAUACUAAUAAUACUACACACAAAGAUGAAAUUAAAGAAGAAGAAGAAGAAGAUACAAUAACAAUAACAACAACAAUGAAUAGUACAGAACAAGAGAUAGAGGAAAAGGAGAAAGAAAAAGAAGAACAAGACACCAAUAAAGAAAACAAAGAUGGUGAUAAUAAUGAAAGUUUAAAAGAAGAAGAAGAAAAGAAACAAGAUGAUAGUAGUACUACUAUCAGUGAUACUACUGGUACAAAUGAAAAUACCACUACUACUACUACACAAAUACCUACAAUGAUACAAUCACCACCAAUAAUUGGAUCACCAUCGACCAAUACAACACCUGGAUCAUUUAAAACCAAUUUGGGUAAUUUCUUAUCAAACUAUUAUGUCAAUCCUAAACAACCCGCCAUCUCGCUCUACUCUGGUAUCAAGAAUUCAAUCACAAUGAUUAAAGAUAAUCUACCUUCUCCUCCUUCUUUGGUAUCCAAUUCAUUCAAUACUUUGACCAAUCUACCAUUGAUAUCAUUUGUACAAAAUAAUAUCCCUUUUCCAAUAUCAUAUAGUGGUAAACCAACAACAACAACAACAACAUCCUCUUCUGUAAAUACAACAACUACCUCUACAACUACUUCAACUUCUACUAUUACACCUACUACUUCAUCAUAUCACCCAUUAAAGAAUGAAAAUGUUGAAUUAUAUUUUAAUGAAAUCAACAAGAGAUUGGAAUCAUCUGAUCAUUCACAUUUAGUAAUUACCAUUGAUUCAUUUGUUGAUAGUAUCAAUACUCAAAUAAUGAAUUUACAUUCAUCUCCACAGUCGACGGAUGACAAUAAUAUUGAUACACCCAAGGUCGAUUUAAACUCAUCAGCCGUCGUUCCAAUGAUAAAUUCAGAAGUGAUUCAAGGAUUUUCAGAGGAUAUAUGUCAAUCGAUUAAAUCAUUCAUGUCAACGGCACUACCAAUGUUGUUAAACUCGGUGGCUGGUAUACCAUUUCAAUCGGGGGUGGUACCACCACCAAAGGGUCAAUCGACGACACCUUGUAUUCCAUCUCUCUCGUCAAUGACACCACUUGAUCGUGAGAUUGUGGCCUAUGAAUACCUCGAACAAACGAUUACCUCAAAGAUAUAUCGUCGAUUCUUUUCCUAUCCUCCCAACAUUGAAAUGGACACACGACUAUGUGAACACAUCUCCACCUUUCAAUUUAUCACUCCUGCCAACUUGGAUAUCGAUCCCGACCAAUUCAUCAAUCCAAACAACCUCCAACAACAACAAUCAUUUGAACAAAUUCAAGAACAACUACUUAGAAUGACUAGUUGUAAAUCACCUCGUGAUAAAUUAACUUGUAUAAAGAAAAGUUUUAAUUCAAUUUUUAAAUUAUUAAGUUUUGACAAUCAAAAUAAUAAUAACGGUAAUAAUAAUAAUAAUAAUAAUAAUGGUAAAUCAUCAUCAACACCUUCAACUCCAAAAAUCAUUGGAGCUGAUUUAUUAUUACCAAUUGUAAUCUAUGUUUUAAUUAAAUCAAAUUUACCAUUCUUAUUAUCAAAUAUUGAAUUUAUAUCAUUGUUUAGAGAACCAACUUUAAUAGAAUCAGAGGUUAGUUAUUAUUUUGUAACUUUGGUCACUGCUGCCACAUUUAUUCAAAAUAUGACAAUGGAAUCUUUAACUAUUAUUCAUCCAAAUCCAACAACUAAAUCUCCUACCACUACGACUGAACAAUCACCAUCUUUGGUACCAACAACAACAUCAACAAAAAAGGAUGGUCAAGAUAAAGAGAGACAAACAAAAUUAGAUUCAAACAAUCAACAAGAUAAAAUAAUGGAAAUUAAAAAGGAUGAUGAAAAAGAUAAAAAAAUAAUACCAUCAACUACAACUACAACUACGACUCCAUCAAAACCACCAUUACCACAACAACAACAACAACCAUUAUCACCUAGAUCACAACAAGAUGAAAUUAAAUCAAAACAAAAACAAUGGAAAUACUAUAAGAAAACGGCAGAGGAAUUAAGUAUAAAGGAUAUCAAACAAUUAAUGACAGAUUUUAAUCAGUUGGUUGAUUUUUGGUAUGACAAUAAUAAUAGUCAUCAGGAUGAUAACCCUCCUCAAUAG